UCCUUCUUGCUCCCACUUCCCACUCUAUAUAAAAGUCAGCUGCGGGCACUCGCCUCUGCCCCUAAUUUUACGCGCACACAGCAAGAGGAAAUUCUAAAACUCUCUGGAUUACUCUAUUAGAACCCACCAUCUGGAGAAUUCUUCUUGUUCUAGAAAAGGAACCUCAGAUUAAACGGGAAAGGAUUUACGUUUACAGUUCAAUUAUUUCGCAAAAAACCUGAGAUGGAAGGCAAAUCUGAAGGUGGUGAUGUAGCUGAGAAAAUUAAAAAGGAGGAGAUGCAUCUCAAAGUCAAGAGCAAGGAUAAAGAGCCAAGUGAUGAGAAGAAAGAGAAAAUUGAGGUUGAACUUGAUUUGAAGACCAAAUCGGUAGAGAAGGAAAAGCCAAAGCAGAAAGAUAAGAAGGAUAAGAAGGAUAAGAAGGAUGAUGAUGAAGAUGACAAGAAGAAAGAGAAAGACAAGGAAAAGAAGAAGAAAACUAAGACGGCAAAGGAUGGUGAGGGUAGUUUAGGUGAAGAGCCAGAGGUAGAUAAUGAAGCUGGAGAGACUGAGAAAAAAGAAGAGAAAGAAGAUAAGAAAGUCAAGGGAAAAGAAGAGAAGAAAAAGAAGGAGAAAGAACAUGUGGAGGAGGCCAAGGAGGAAGAUGAGAAAAAGAAGAAAGAUAAGAAAGAGAAGAAGGAUAAGGAUAAAGUUUUAGAGGAAGAGGAAAAAGGGACAAGGGAAAUCAAAGAUAAAAGUUUGGGGAUUAAGGAACAGCAGGAUGAGAAGCAUGUGAAGGAGGGUAAGGAGAAGGAUGAAGAGAAGAAAAAAGACAAAAAAGUAAAGAAAGAGAAAGAAAAGAAGGUCAAAGAUGAAGAGAAGACAGGUGAGGGAUCUGUGGAAGAAACAGAAAAGAAGAAAGACAAGGAAAAAGAAGAUGAUGAUGGGGAGGAGAAGAAGAAAAAGAAAGAGAAGAAGAAAGAGAAGAAACACAAGGAUGAAACAAAGGAGGAAGAAGAAGAGGAAGGUGAAGAGAAGGAAGGGAAAAAGAAGAUAAAGAACAAGGACAAAAAAAAGAAAGAUAAGAAGCAUGAGGAUGGAGUAGAAGAGGAAGUAACAGAUGAAGGUGGAGAGGAGGAGAAGAAGAAAAAGAAAGAAAAGAAGGAGAAGAAGGAUAAGGAACACAAGGAUGAAAUCAAUGAAUCGAGGAGCGGGGCUGAAGUUCUCUCAAGGGAGAUUCACAUAGAAUCAGAAGUGAAAGGACAGGAGGAGGAGAACGAUAAAGCAAAGGAAGGUACAGAGAAGAAGAAAGAUAAAGACAAGAAGAGAAAGAAGGGUGAGAAGGAUAAAAGCAAGGACCUCAACUGUCUAAAAGCCAAGUUAGAGAAGAUUGAUGCAAGAAUUGAAGCUAUGCUAGAGAAAAAAGCUGACAUCUUGAGGCAGAUAAAAGAAGCCGAGAACAUGAGAUCUGUUGUUGCUGAUACUGACAAAGACACACAAAUAGCUGAUGCAAAAUAGCCCUUUUCUGCAAAAUGUUAUAAGAGUUCAUUUCCUUUCCUUUACACCUUGUAAUAAUAGUGUUUCCAUGGAUAUGCAGUUCUAUCUUCCAUGCGAGAACGGUUACUUUUUCUGUUGUAAUAAAGAGUUUUGUCAAAUAUAUGUAGUUUAAUGUGAAAACAAUAUAUGAAAUGCCUGUGUCAUGGAUAAAA
This is a messenger RNA of Manihot esculenta (cassava), 1685 nucleotides long. Its product is annotated as DNA ligase 1. The record is from RefSeq and is a predicted model, not a curated record. The transcript has 2 exons. NCBI's taxonomy places the organism in Eukaryota, Viridiplantae, Streptophyta, Magnoliopsida, Malpighiales, Euphorbiaceae. Bases 223 to 1494 code for a protein of 423 amino acids.